Messenger RNA from Cylas formicarius (sweet potato weevil), 504 nucleotides. Its product is annotated as zinc finger matrin-type protein 5. The record is from RefSeq and is a predicted model, not a curated record. Gene Ontology annotation, cellular component: U12-type spliceosomal complex. The coding region runs from base 9 to 503 and encodes 164 amino acids. The transcript is spliced from 3 exons. Lineage: Eukaryota; Metazoa; Arthropoda; Insecta; Coleoptera; Brentidae. Gene Ontology annotation, molecular function: zinc ion binding; nucleic acid binding.
UGCAAAAAAUGGGCCGACGUUAUUAUUGCGAUUAUUGCGACAAAACUUUCAUCGACGUUUUAGAAGCUAGAAAAAAGCACCUGCAGAGCGCUCAUCAUAUUAAAAUGAGAAACUUGUAUUACGAAGAGAAUAGAGAUCCCGCCACAAUAUUAAGAGAAGAGCUUCUUAAGACACCGUGUCGGAAGUUUGCACAAUACGGCACGUGCCAAUUCGAGGGCAACUGCAAAUAUACUCACUAUUCUCCGGAGCAAUUGUGUGAGCUGAGGCAACAGGUUGAAUACAUGGAAUUAAUGAAGAGAAAAAAAGAGGAAGCAUUGCCUGAUAUACCAUCAUUGGAUUCCUGGGUAGAGAAAUAUGACAAAAUAAGUGAAAAAGAUGAUGUUGUUCACACGCCUUGGAGCUACCCUGACGCAUUGGAGUUCAGGCAGGAUCUGCCACCCUCAUUGGUCAAGUUCAAAGCAGAACAUUUUCACGAUGAGAAUUUCGAAGAAUGGGGCAUGUGAU